This is a messenger RNA of Aspergillus caelatus, 1946 nucleotides long. RefSeq names its product Zn(II)2Cys6 transcription factor. Gene Ontology annotation, biological process: positive regulation of transcription by RNA polymerase II. The transcript has a single exon. Gene Ontology annotation, cellular component: nucleus. Bases 1 to 1752 code for a protein of 583 amino acids. Lineage: Eukaryota; Fungi; Ascomycota; Eurotiomycetes; Eurotiales; Aspergillaceae. The record is from RefSeq and is a predicted model, not a curated record. Gene Ontology annotation, molecular function: zinc ion binding; transcription cis-regulatory region binding; DNA-binding transcription factor activity, RNA polymerase II-specific.
AUGACUCCUAAACCGCGUUCUAAAACCUUCACAGGAUGCUGGACAUGUCGGUCUCGCCGUGUAAAGUGCGAUGAGCAGCGGCCCAGCUGUCAACGGUGUCAUCGCAGUGGACGGACAUGCCAAGGGUACGGCGUGCGGUUGGGAUGGACCAAUGCCCCGGGAACUGCAAUACAGCGUCGGCUGCUGCGCUCUUCAACUAGGGCUGCGUCGGAGUUGUCGCCGUCUGCUGUAACAACGCUUUUGAGUGACUUGGACCAUUCUUCGGGGAAAGCGAUCGCUCAGCGAGGGCCGUUUUCGGUCUUCUCUGUCUCUGUGUCGGAAGACUCGAGUCGAAAUAUACGGGUCUACAGUCCCCGCGAGUCAUCGACGGAAAGCUCUGUCAGCUUUCUUCCACAUCAACACGAUCUCUCCGUAUCAUCGCAUCCAAAGGCAUCGCUGAGGGUGCAGCAGUUAGCCUUUCCGGAACCUCCGAAAUGCGUCCCGGGCGAAGAUGUGCUCAGUGAGAUUGACCAGACAACACCAAGCCUAUCACCGAUGGAACGUAGGCGAUCCUCUGAUAUUUGCGCAGCAUCCACACACAACAAGGUUCGGGGGUACUUAUUAGAAAAGACCCACAUCCCAUCCUCGCUGAAUCCUACGAAUAUGGCUACCCCUGAAAUCGAAUUGAUCCAUCAUUGGGUCGUCUUCCUUAGCGGAAACCUGAUCCUGAUCGACUUAGCUGACAAUCCAUGUCGCACGGUUUUCAUGCCACUGGCUCUCAAGGGACUGAACUCUUCCUCAGCAGAGUCUAACAUGCACCGUGCUGUCUUCCAUGGACUGUGUGCAGCUUCCGCUUUUAGUCUCUAUCAUCUUCGCAGCGAAUCCAAGUACCAGUCUCUUGCGGUUCAGCAUGACCAGCAGGCUCUACAACAUCUGCGACAGAACCUUCGUCCUGGAAGCCGACUAGACGAGACAACUCUUGUUGCUGUGCUAACGUGUAUUGCGGCUGAAGCCAUGUCUGGGCGGCGCAGCCGAUGGAGAGCUCAUGUUCUUGGCGGGUUGGGAAUGUUGGAAAAUGAGCUUGAUGGCGAGUGGCUGCAGUCACCAACAGCGGCACGCUUACUUCAGAGCUACUUGUCCCUCUCAGCACUGUGCAAUUUCCGGAUGUCGGCUCAGUUGUUGGCGUUGCUGAAAGAGCUUCCAAAUAUACAUAACUAUCUGGAGCGGUCGCAUGGUGUUUCACAAUCACUCGUGCAAUUUUUAGCGGAGAUGUCUGCCCUCAGGGAGUCGCCUGGUCAGACUACAGUUGCGGAACUGGACCAUCUGGAGCUGCAGCUUUAUCUCCAAUUUCCUAGCCUGCAUUUACAGGAAACACCUGAGUCAAUUGUCAUCCAGCAUGCCCUGAAUUCAUUCUACUACGCAACAGUUAUCUACUUUCGCCGUACCCUUCGCCGCGUCCCUGUGACAGAUGUUCAAGACCUUGUGGAGAAAGCGGUACACGAUCUUGAAGCCGCUGAGACUCUUACUCACAGGAAAGGCGGAUGUGCCUAUAAUUGGGCAAGCUUCGUGGUUGCCGCAGAAUGCAGCCGACCCGAUCUACAAGAGAGGAUGUUUGUUUUAUUUGAUCGUAAACGUCGUCACGGAAUCAAGAACAUCCAAUCAUUGUGCGAAAUCGUUACGACAUUGUGGCAAAGGCGAGCAUCUGCGCCUGGAGUAGACAUUCAUUGGGAGGAGAUUGCUAACGAGGCUGAUUAUGAUAUCAUGCUAGUAUGACUACGUUGCAGAUGACAAGAAGUUGUAUGUGUCCGUUCCGUUUCAUAAAGUGUAUCCGCCAUCCACCACCAACGCAGUACCACACACAAAACUGCUCAUGGGCGAGGCAAGAUAGAGGAUGGAGUCCGCAAUCUCUUCAGGAUCGGCGGGACGACCCAAUGGAGUUUUCUCGAACUCGCUGUUCAUUGAACCGC